This is a messenger RNA of Cucumis melo (muskmelon), 1214 nucleotides long. RefSeq names its product bZIP transcription factor 11-like. Gene Ontology annotation, biological process: positive regulation of DNA-templated transcription. Gene Ontology annotation, cellular component: nucleus. The transcript has 2 exons. NCBI's taxonomy places the organism in Eukaryota, Viridiplantae, Streptophyta, Magnoliopsida, Cucurbitales, Cucurbitaceae. The coding region runs from base 502 to 948 and encodes 148 amino acids. Gene Ontology annotation, molecular function: transcription cis-regulatory region binding; DNA-binding transcription factor activity. The record is from RefSeq and is a predicted model, not a curated record.
AUUGUGAGCUCUACAUGCAUAUAUAUUAUCUGAGUAUUUAAAUUAAAAUAAUGAGAACGAAUGAGCACUUGUUGUGGUCUCUCUUGAGAUCUAUAAAACCGGCGUUAACCAGCCUGUUUCCACCUCCCCUACUCUCACUCUCAUUUACAUAACUUAUAACUUAGAGCUACAUCUCAAUUCUCAAGUUUUCUUUUUCUCCUUUAUUUCUUGGGUAAUUUAUUUUUAUCAUCGAUGCUCUAAAUUGCCUGUCCAUGUCUCCUGUUGUGACCGAAGUUCUUCUUUCUGGGUUUAUUGUAAACUCAACUCUUCGCCGUAGAACCCAUUUAGUUCAAUCUUUCUCCGUUGUCUUCCUUUACUGGUUCUAUGUCUUCUCGUAAACACAUAAUUGAUAAUCUUCACUACUAUUACUUUAAUUAAUCUCCAUCCUCUUCUUAUUGUUUAUUUUAUAUCAUUAUUAAUUAUCUAUCUGUAAACUAUUAUUAUUUGUCCUAUAUCUUCGAAAUGGCAUCUUCAAGUGGAGUUUCGUCUGGGUCGACCAAUGGCGGCAUCCGACCCUCAAUAGGGUCGGAAGAUGACCUAGAGGUGGAGAGGAAACGUCGGAGGAUGCAAUCUAAUCGAGAAGCGGCUCGACGAUCUCGAAUCCGCAAGCAAAAACAUUUAGAUGAUCUUACUGAUCAGAUUAGUCAACUCAAGAACCACAACAAUGAGAUGGCAACGAAUAUGACUCUGAUGAUGAGUCUAUGCAUUAGUUUGGAGGCUGAAAACUCGAUCCUCCUAGCCCAAACGGCGGAACUGACAAACAGAUUAAAGUCUUUAAAUAGUAUCAUAAAAUUUAUAGAAUCUAUGGAAGUUUUAGAGAAAACAUUUUCGUAUGAGAUUGAGGAUUUCAAUAAUGGUUUUGAGGAGGAAGAUUAUUGCAACCCUUGGAGAUAUCCAUUUGCAAAUUAGAAAUACCAAUCGAUCAUGGGAGACGAAUGGGGAACACAUAUAUGAAUCAUUGUUGAUAAAGAUUGAUGUGAGUGUAUGUGACGUGUGUUUGGGAGCCUUAAUAACAUGCCUCCAAAGUCGAACCAACAAAACAAGUGUUUAUUUUCUUUCUUCUUUUUUGGUUCGUAAUAUCCCUCAUUUAUAUGUAUAUCAAUCUGCAAAAGAUCAUUACUGUGUUAUUUGUUUCAAUCCGUUGAGAUCAAUUAUACCUUGAAAAAUCUUAAAAA